Messenger RNA from Paramuricea clavata, 10180 nucleotides. The record is from the annotation of a GenBank genome assembly. NCBI's taxonomy places the organism in Eukaryota, Metazoa, Cnidaria, Anthozoa, Malacalcyonacea, Plexauridae.
AAUACAAACGCUCGUUCUCUGUCCUAUUUAGAGUACAAUCGACGCGACAACUUUAGGAGAGGCACAUGGAAUGCUGUCAGAUUUACUGGCCGACUCGAACCUUCCCGCUAAUGUCGCCAGCACUUUGAAAGCCAUCAGCACCAUGAUUGCGCAGCCUACAUUCAGCAGUUUCGCACGUGGGGUGAAUUCUAUGAGCCCAUUGGUCGAGAGCCGAUUUGUCCCGGAUGAGAAAAUAUGUGAACAGCCGGACAUGCGGGACGACGGUUGGGUAAGUUGAGCUCUGUUUAUAUCUGGAGUGAUGUUAUUGUUUCUACAAUUUCUUAUGAGAAAGAUGAAUUAAUAAAUUACUCAUUAUAACUAAUGCUUCAUUCAGCGUUCGAGACCACAUCACAAUCGGCGAAUGUCGAACUUAUUCACGACGACGACAUCGGCGACCGGAAUGCCGACGGUGGAACGAGACGGUGGCGUGUCCAUCCCGAACAACAUCGGCCACACAAUCCCAGGUUCACCCAGAUCCGGCUCUCCCACCUUCCUACCUUCCUCCAAACUUUUACGACAGGUGAGAAUGACUGCCAAGAAUGACUGCCGUCAAUUUCCGGCCGAGGACUUUAGUUUAGUUUAGGUUUCUUCCUGUAGCAACACUGGAUCAAUAAGAGAUGAUCCUUACUGGACUUCUAGGAAGAACAAUUUAGAACUGAUAGAGCUAUCCAGUAUAAAUAAAGUUAGUUUAGUUUAGGUUUCCUCCUGUAGUAAUAAUACUGGAUCAAUAAGAGAUGGUCCUUACUGGACCUCUAGGGAGAACAGUUUAGAACUGAUAGAGCUACCCAGUAUAAAUAAAGUUAGUUUAGUUUAGCUUUCCUCCUGUAGUAACACUGGAUCAAUAAGAGAUGGUCCUUACUGGACCUCUAGGAAGAGCAGUUUAGAACUGAUAGAGCUAUCCAGUAUAAAUAAAGUUAGUUUAGUUUAGGUUUCCUCCUGUAGUAACACUGGACCAAUAAGAGAUGAUCCUUACUGGACCUCUAGGAAGAACAAUUUAGAACUGAUAGAACUAUCCAGUAUAAAUAAAGUUAGUUUAGUUUAAGGCUAUGUGCACACGGGCGUCGUUUUCGAGCGUUUUCAAAAACGUUUUUGUCCCUUUAAUCGCUUUGAUGCCCUGUUCACGUGGUUCAAAGGAAAAUAUCUCCAAUAUAUUAAAUAAACUACAGCUUCAGUCGUAAAUUAAUAGUUUUCGCAUCCGUUUUAGCGUGAAAACGCAAAUGAAAACGCUCGAAAACGUUACCGUGUGCACGUAGUCUAGGUUUCCUCCUGUAGCAACACUGGAUCAAUAAGAGAUGAUCCUUACUGGACUUUUAGGAAGAACAGUUUAGAACUGAUAGAGCUAUCCAGUAUAAAUAAAAUUAGUUUAGUUUAGAAGUAACACUGCCGGUAUCAAUAAGAGAUUAGACAGAUUUAGAUCGAGGACGUCAAAGACGACGUGAAUGAAAAUGGCGUGGCAUAUCCAUACAUGGCCACAACACGCCAUUUUUACGUCGUCUUUGACGUCCGCGUCCUCGAUUUAAAUUUGCCUAUUAUCUUUAUUGGACCUCUAGGGAGAACAGUUUAGAACUGAUAGAGCUAUCCAGUAUAAAUAAAGUUAGUUUAGUUUAAGAAUUUAUGUUUGUCAAUUUAGGCAAAAUCACUUCCUCACAAUAUGCCUCAUCUACAAGACAACGCCAAACCAAACGAAGCCCGCUCCUCUUCGCCCGUACUUCGUAAAAUACCAUCGGAAAACGGCGCUUUUACGGCCGUCAACGAAGAAAAACCGAAGUUAGAGGAAAGCUGUAAAAAUUGCGGAUGCUCGGAAACUCACGUCACGACUUCGGAGGACAGCGAAACCUGUGAAUCUUCGAACGAAUUAACAUUUCCCGCGAUGUCGUUUUAUGGCAAGCGGAAACCUACGGUCGAUGAAAUUCUGGAGAAAUCGAAAAAUAUUAAACAAAGCGAAGAAGUCGAAAAAUUGUAUGACAAAAUUGAUAGCUGGAAUUUCCCCAUAUUUGAUGUCUGGGAAAACGGGAAUGUUUUGCGUGGGGUAGGUUUUGUUCUCUUUUCACGGCCACCGUGGGCACUUAGGAAUAUUUGGGUGGCUUGGUGUGUGGGUGGAUGGAUCGGUGGCUUGCAGGGUCUUAGCUAGGAUUUUAGAUCUUGGGCGUGUUUCUAAUGACCAGGGUGUGCACAUGUCAAUUACCUUGAAUAGCCAAAUCAUGGCUCUGGUUAUGCUUGCCAACAAACAAUGCCUGUGGUUGUUCUAUGCUUUGCAACCAAAUACAAGGCGAGCAUACGCUCAUAUUGCGCACUGACAUUAAAAUAUUAAGUUAUUUCAGCAACUAUUGAGGGCAUAAAACACCAUACAUUUUUAAACACCAUACAGUUCCCAUUAUCCAUCAAAACAUUAAAACAUCACGGAUCACUUUUGCCAAUUCAACAACAACAGUAGACUCUACAAACUUUCUUAACGUAAAUCAGUAGGAAGAAAUUCUGUCUGUUGUAAGUAGCACCACCUUAUUUUAUGAACCUAUACAAGGUCUUAUAUAAAUAGUGAAGUCGGGCAUGCAGUCACCAUUUUAAUGUCUUGUCUAGGUUGCAUUCAAGAUAUUUAAAAAGUCCGGUUUCUUUGAGAAGUUUCGAAUACGUGAACAAGUGUUCCUGAACUACUUCACCGCGCUAGACGCCGGAUACAACGAUAUACCAUGUAAGUGUGUGAUUUAUACAAGACACAGAUGACCCAUCUUCGCAAAUUUGAGCCAAGAAACUUUAAAAGAAAAGUCGUCAAGUUUAGAUUAGUGUCAGAUUAAUAUUAGAUUAGGGUUAGAUUAAGAUUAGAUUAGGGUUAGAAUAAGAUCAGAUUAGGGUCAGAGGUUAGAAGUUAGGGUUAGCAUUAGAGUUUUCCCUAGAUAGAUGAUUAUCUAUUUGUGCACUUAUGACAAUUGAUGCUAUUCAUCUAUUCAUCCCGGAGACUGUGCUGUAAAAAUAUGCAUUUUGCCGUCGAAAGUAGUUAAGAGUUUUAUACGAUUCGCCCCAGGCGUGAUUUGUUUCCCUGGACAAUAACCAGUAUAGAUUUUAUAGCUGUAACAGCUUGUCUAUUCUGCCCUGUUUGUAAUACCCUAUUCUAUCUCGUUCCCAGACCACAACAGUGCCCACGCGGCGGACGUGUUACAUGGCGUAUAUUACUUCACAACACAACGUAUCGCGGGCUUUUGCCCCUUCGAUUCCAGCGAUCGUAACAGCGAUUCUGAUUCGGUAAGCGGCGACCAAUCAGACGAGGCGACAGAAUGCGUGGAGCAAUAUGAUAGGUUGACAAGCUGUAUCCCUGAUCUAGAAAGGUUUGCGCUGUAUUCAGCGGCGGCAAUGCACGACUACGACCAUCCUGGGCGGACAAAUGCGUUUGUGGUUGCUACAUUGGAACCUCAGGUAGGUUCUGCAUGCAGGUUGUAUCAUUUUAUAAACCCUGGUAGUCCAGUACCUUGGCAGAACGCCUGAAAUGUUAUAUACUGUACUGAAUAGCUCUAUCAGUUCUAAACUGUUCUUCCUAGAGAUCCAGUAAGGGCCUUCUCUUAUUGAUCCAGUGUUACUACAGCAGGAAACCUAAACCUAACUAACUUUAUUUAUACUGGAUAGCUCUAUCAGUUCUAAACUGUUUUUUCUAGAGAUCCAGUAAGGAUCAUCUCUUAUUGAUCCAGCGUCACUACAAGAGGAAACCUAACCUAAACUAACCUUAUUUAUACUGGAUAGCUCUAUCAGUUCUAAACUGGUCUUCCUAGAGAUCCAGUAAGGGCCUUCUCUUAUUGAUCCAGUAUUACUACAGGAGGAAACCUAAACUAUUUAUUUUUUUUUUAUUUUUUAUUUAAAAUGCUUUGCCAUUACAAACAAUACGAAUUUACGAUACUGACAAUACAUACACUAAUACAUGGCUGGGUUAUCAUCACAGCUCCGUAGGAUAAUAUCCACGGGAGCCAAUUACGAUGAGCCCUGAACUAAACUAACUUUAUUUUUACUGGAUAGUUCUAUCAGUUCAAAACUGUUCUUCCUAGAGGUCCAGUAAGGAUCAUCUCUUAUUUAUACUGGAUAGCUCUAUCAGUUCUAAACCGUUCUCCCUAGAGGUCCAGUAAGGAUAAUCUCUUAUUGAUCCAGUGUUACUACAGGAGGACAACCUGAACUAACUUUGUUUUUCCUAGAUAGCUCUAAUAGGUUUUUUUCGCUGGCCUCGGAGUGACAAAACGUAACAAAGCAACGGUUUUACUAACACUAGCCCUAUUCCAAACACCAACUCUAAUCCUAACCUAACCCUACUCCAAGUUUGUUUCUAAACCAAUCUUGAAGAUAAAAAUUUUGACGAAAUGUCAUUCUGAGGUCAGCGAAAUAACUUCUUCCUGACAACUCGCAUCCCCUUGUUUAAUUCUGGCUUCAUUGUUUUACCAGGCUCUGCUGUACAACGAUCGCUCAGUACUUGAGAAUCAUCAUGCCGCUCAAGCAUUCUCUCUCUUGCUCUCUAAUCCUGAGUAUAAUUACGUCGAGUCCCUCACGACUGCAGACUUCAAGAGGUUCAGAUUUCUGGUUAUUGAGGCUGUGCUGGCCACAGAUCUCAAACGUCAUUUUGACGUCCUGCAAGAAUUCACUGCCAAGGUACGUGUUCCUACGUCUUUUACUUUUCGUUUACACACUGAAAAAUUCUUCCAGUAAGAAUCAUUUCUUAUUGAUCCAGUGUUACUACAGGAGGAAACCUAAACUAAGCUAACUUUAUUUGUACUGGACAGAUUUAUCAGUUCUAAACUGUUCUUCCUAGAGAUCCAGUAAGAAUCAUUUCUUAUUGAUCCAGUGUUACUACAGGAGGAAACCUAAACUAAGCUAACUUUAUUUAUACUGGAUAGCUCUAACAGUUCUAAAUAUUCUUCCUAGAGGUUCAGGAAUUCCAUUCAUUUACUUAAACCAUAGUAGACACUAGACUGGAGUGUUGAAACGUUAGCGAUUACAUUCAUUUAGCGAAACAUGUCUGAUAUUGUACGUGGUUGGCGCGACCUUAUAUAUUAAAGCGUGAACGAUGUCUUUCAGGUCGACAGUGGUGCAGGUAUAGACUGGUCUUUGGAAGCUGAUCGCUUGCUCGCCUCGCAAGUCUGUAUAAAGAUGGCAGACAUUUCUGGACCAACGAAACAGAAAGAUAUACAUCAACGAUGGACGGAGAGAAUUGUCGAAGAAUUUUAUGAACAGGUUUGUAUGAAUCACAAUAGACUUGAUAGAUUAACCAGUACAGUGGUAGGGCUCGUAUGUCCGAGCCAUUAUUAUAUCAGGGCCUAUAUUGCAUUUCUCGCGUGCAACUGCUUCAAGUUUGGUCAAUUUAGGUUCUGGUUAAUGUUUUGGGGUUGUUUUGAGGGUUGUUUUGGAGAUUGUUUUGGGUUUGUUUUGAGGUUGUUUUGGAUUUGUUUUGGGGUUGUUUUGAGGUUGUUUUGGUGUUGUUUUGAGGAUUGUUUUGGAGUUUGUUUUGGGGUUGUUUUGGAUUUGUUUUGAGAUUCUUUUGGGGUUGUUUUGGAUUGGUUUUGGGUUUGUUUUGAGGUUCUUUUGGGGUUGUUUUGGGGUUUGUUUUGACUUUGUUUUGGGGUUGUUUUGGGGUUGUUUUAAGUUUGUUUUGGGUUUGUGUUGGGUUUGUUUUGGGGGUUGUUUUGAGGUUGUUUAAAUAUUAAAUAUUUUGUAAAGUAGCUAUGAAUGAAAUCUUCUGUUGUUCACCCAACGUCAAUGACAACAAUUUGAACAAAGAAGUGAUACAAAAAACAAGCACUGUAGUUUGUAAAUUUAAGCAAAAAAAAAAACGAACAGACGCUGUAGUUUGUAAUUUAAGGUACAGCGGGUGGAAUUGCCUCGGCCUUUUUUUGGCGAGGCAAACCAUGAAAAAUCGUAACUUGCCUCGGCAAUUGCGUCGGCAAUUGCCGAGUGCUGAGGCGAAUUUCGAGGGUUGCGGUUAGUUUGAAAUUACCAUCUACAAAUGCCUUCGACAUUAUUAUAUAUUUCUUUCUGAUCCAGGGCGAGGACGAGCUAAACAAAGGCCUCCCAGUUUCGCCAUAUAUGGAUCGCAAAGUACCGUUAAUCGCUCAACUUCAGGAAACUUUCAUCAAGCACUUAGUCGCACCGCUGUUCAGAUCCUAUCGUAGCGCGGGCCUGCUACCUGGUGUCUGGGUGACGUCAUCCGAGUAUGACGUCACUAACGAUAGCGAUAACGACAGCUCUACGAAAGAUGACGAAAGCACAGAGCACUCCGAUUCUGGUGUCGGCCAUCACCGAAGCUAUCCCGGCAAGAAACGACUGGGUAAAAAGAAAAAGCGAAGGUAGGACCAUAGAAAUAAUAGACUGCGCGUACUUGACACGAAUCUUGUCUCAACUUUUUCUUAUGUGUGCCCAGGGUGCGAUAAUUCGCGUACUUACGUACCGGAGGUACGCCAAUAUUACUCUCUGGUACUUCUUUGUUUUUAGCCACGUACCACGUAAGUACGCGGAACUCUUGCUAUCUGCGUACUUACUUUUUGCUAGUACCACAUGACCUUUCCAAGUGCAAGGUAUUCAAUACCGUAAUUUAGUUGGUAUAUCAUGUGUCUGAGAUGUCUUGGCAUGAAACAUGAUUGCACUGAUGGCACUAAGAAACGUUGGAGUCGGUUGUUUGAAAUAGCAAAACUCCGUUUUUAAAUAGCAAAACUCCCUUUUCAAAUAGCAGAACACCCUUUUCAAAUAGCAAAACUCCCUUUUCAAAUAGCAAAACUCCCUUUUCAAAUAGCAAAACUCCCUUUUCAAAUAGCAAAACUCCCUUUUCAAAUAGCAAAACUCCCUUUUCAAAUAGCAAAACACCCUUUUCAAAUAGCAAAACUCCGUUUGCUAUCUCGUAGUCUGAACAUACUUUUCAGAAACCUGUACUUUAUGAACCUUAUUUUUAAAGCUAAGUACACAUUGAGUACUGAGUUUGUUCUAGCGCAAGUACGCGGCAACAACCAUUGGCGUACCAGUCAGGUACGACUAGAAAUCUUGAAUGAUCGCACCCUGGUGCCCUUAUAAAUCCGCCAUGUUGAGUAUGACUAGGAGUGAGAAUUACAAAGCAUAAACAAAGCUAAGACUGACGCCUGUAUUCUAAAAGCUCUCACACUCAAUGAGUGGAAGUUCAAUCUGAGCUUCUCUUGAGUGUCAAUGCUGUUUUUGAACAGCUGGAGGGUGAGUAAUCGCAUAGAAAGGUACGACACUAACCCUCCAGCUAUUCAAAAACAGCAAUGACACUCAAGAGAAGCUCAGAUUGAACUUCCACUCAUUGAGAGUGUGUGUGAGUGGGCUUUUAGAAUACAGGCGUAAGUUUUCAUCGUCGAAACGUUUUGUCUUACUGUCUAAUUUGCAGUUUGAAGAUAGAUUUUGAAAUAUUAAGUUCUUUGAAGGCAGAAAAGAAAAAUUAAUGUAAAUGCUGCUGCAUCAGUUGUGCAUUUACAAAAACUAACUAGUUCCAUAUUUAAGACAGUUGAAACGUACGGUUUCCCCUCAGCGUUUCUCGUGUAAACUGGAAGUCUGGAAAAUUAUUCCACAGUUGAGUGGCAAUGAAAACAUAUCCUCUUUUCAAACAUAGAAAACGAAGGCGAGCCUCGAAGGAAAUUCAUUGUGAAAUUAUGGAGAAUAUCGAGAGUAAUUACCAAAUGUGGAGCAGGCGAAUCAAGGAAAUGGAGCUGGAGAAACAGGCUUGUAGUAAGGGAAAAGCGAAGGACAACCCCCCUGAAAGUGGGGGAAUCACAGAGGAAGACGAUUCUUCACAGGGGGGUGCGGCUGACACAAGAGAAACCGAGGUAUGAAUGUCGUUAUUGUUCUAAUAUUGUGCGAUGAACGUUGUGUGUGUGUUUGAAGGAAUUUUGAUGUAUAAACCACGAAUAGUCAAAGAUAAAAUGCUUCUAUUUAUUUAUAUUUCUUUGCUAUUCUCACAUGAAACUUUCGUGUUUGCUAAGAACAUUUGGGGUAGUUCCUCGGGUAGAGGAGAAGUGAUCACGUGAUCGGCUAGUUGUGUUGUUUGUGGCGUCAGAUAUAACCAAAUCCCUAUCUCUAAGCCUAAUCCUUACCCUAACCCUCACCCUAACCCUAACCCUUACCCUAACCCUUACCCUAACCUCAAAACUAAUCGCUAUAACUAACUGAUGACGUAGUCUGUGAUGCAAAUUCUUCUACCCGAGGAUGUACCCAACAUUUGACAUGCUUUGAUCCGAUCAGUCAGUCAUGUUUAUUAAAUAACCUGACGCUGAUUGCCUGAGCAGAUUGAAACUUUCAAAUGUUUUCUUGUGAGAAUAGGCAAUGUUUUCAUCUCGGACUGUUUAUUCGACGACGCUGUUGUGUCAUAGUUGGGUUUUAUUGAAGUGUUUUCUAUGGUGCUUGGCAGUUAACAUCAAUUGUAAGGAUGCUUAUCAGAGUGAUAAAAUGAUGCUAAAUGUUUUCAAUACAUGAAUUCAGGGUUGCCGAGAGGGGAAGGGGCUGCCCUGGGCCCCCAACUCAAUAGGUGCCCCAAAGGCCCUUAAAAAUUCCUGAUCCAAGACUGCUUUACCGAUGCCGGAUAAUAUGCAGUAACACGUAACGUAUUCCAAAGCACAUCCUCUUCUGUUCAACAAUUAUGACGUCAUAGGAGCCCUUGAAAGAUUCAAUGACGUCAUGCCCCGGUAACCUCUCGGUGGCCCUGCACGUGUUUACGACAAGAUGAAUACAUCUCGUGAAACGAUUUAGUCACUCUGAUAACUGUCUUUACUUUUAGAGUUGACCAGUUUGUUCUGUACUGUCGAGUGGUGGUCAACCAGCAGUCAUCAGAGUGAGAAAAUGAUCUGCAUUCUUUCCAUCACAUGUACUUACACCUAUAUAUUUUAAUUACAAUGUUUUAAGCCUCGUUUACACUAUCAAAGUUUCGGUGAUCAUAGUAGGAAUUUUGCUUAGGCCAAAAAAAAAAUAUGUGGGUUUCCGGUUUCCCGACCCUACCUAGCUUUUGGACGUCGAAAUCCCGACCCUAAACUUUUUUAUUGGAUCAUGCUUGUAAGUGUUUCCACUUAGAGGAAAAAGUUUGUGGAAAAUUGAAAUUUGAGGCAAUAUUACGGAAAUUUAUCUUUGGAUGUGGAAGCACUGACUAAACAAAAUGGCGUCCGCUUGUUCGGAAAAUUAAAAAAAAAAGUUAAAACCGACCUACCCUACCUAAGUUUUUAUAAGAAGAAACCGGAAACCCACAUAUUUUUUUUUUGGCCUUAGGGAAAUUGUAAGUUUUGAAGGAUUUUGUAGGAAAUGUUUGAGGAAACUCAGUUAGUGUUAACACAUGAUCAAAACUUAUUCCUUGCACCUUAGCUGUGCUCUGUGGUCAGACCGCCUGGUGUACACUAGCAAAGUUUCUGUGAUCACAGUAGGAAUUUUGCUUAGUAGGGAAAUUGUAAGUUUUGAAGGAUUUUAACGGAACCGACUCAUUGCCAAACACCGAGUUCCCUCAAACAUUUCUUUCAAAUCCUUCAAAACGAAUUUACCGAUGCAAAAUUCCUACUGUUAACACUGAAACUUUGGUAGUGAACUUUAAAACUUUGAUAGUUACGCUUUAAAUCGAAGUCAAAAUACGAAAUUUCGACAAACUCCUUGCAGACCGCGCAGAGAAAAUCAAUAGAAAAGGACUGAAACUGACGUCCAAUAGCUCUGUCUUUGGCUUCACUUUUUGGACUCGAGUUUCUCGCUCCAGAUAUAUAUAUGGAGCUCACUGGCUACGACACAAAGACUGUUUUCUCAUUCUGACAACUGCGAGUUGACCGCUGUAUGCUGCCUCGCUUGCUGGAACCAAGACAAUUUGGCGAAGUGGAUUUAUUUAGAUUACCUUACGAAGUAUACAAGUGUGCACGUGUGUGUGUGUGUGUAAAAUAUAUAUAUUUCUGAGAGAGAUGUGGCACAAUACCACCCUACCCCAUAUAGAUUAUAUAUUGACCUUGUACAUUACUGGGUGGUACCGCUGACAAAUUAUAAUAUAGGCUCGGAUUAGUCUCUGUACAUUAAAUUGUAUUUUAACGAUGGAGAUUUUGUGGCGAUUUUUUCAUCAUCACCAUGAUCAUCAUCACCAUCAUGAUCAUCAUCAUCAUCACCAUCAUCAUCAUCAUCAUCGCCAUCGCCAUCAUCAUCAUCAUCAUCACCA